Molecule: messenger RNA, 3540 nt
Organism: Strongylocentrotus purpuratus (purple sea urchin)
Lineage: Eukaryota; Metazoa; Echinodermata; Echinoidea; Camarodonta; Strongylocentrotidae
Product: 4-coumarate--CoA ligase 1
Exons: 12
Coding region: 454-2043 (529 amino acids)
Molecular function (GO): CoA-ligase activity
Source: RefSeq, a predicted model, not a curated record
UCAAACUGUACACAAUUUAGCAUAGUAGUCCGCAUUAGAGUUCUAUUUUUUUUUACCACCAGAAAUUUAGAGAUCUUUGUGACCCACAGUGUAGCCUACACCAGCUGAAAACAGGGACUUCACCAUAGUGACUGCAGUGAAGCCUAAUUUUGUAUAUAUCACUAUAGGUCUAAGGAAAUUAGUGGAAACGUUCCAAGUUAUUCCUCCAUCCCGCUUUAACUCUUGUGUACUGCUGCAGUGUUGGGGAGCUGGGAGUAGGAGCGACGCUGCCUUGACUUCGGCGCGGAGGAGCGCUGGCGCACGUGGGUGGCUAGUAACGUGUACGUGUAGCAGCACUUUCACCUGUAUUUCAGAAGGGCUCGUCGAAUCGAAGAGAUACCAGCAUAACUCCUUGGUCGAAUCUAGAUCUCCUUUGCGACUCGCAUCUUUGGAGAAAAAAAUAUACUCAUUACCAUGGCAACCCUCAAAAGUGAUUAUGAUGACGUCAUCAUCCCUGAGGAUGUUUCUGCGAUGGAUUUCAUUUAUGAAAAGUUUGAGCAAUUUGGAGACUCAACUGCAGUGGCAGACGCUGCUUCAGGACGAUCGUACACCUUCGCUCAGGUGAGAGCCUAUUCCAGACGGAUUGCUAGCGCCCUCUCUAGGCAAGGAAUAAAGAAGGGGGAUGUCAUAGGCAUUGUGAGCCCCAAUCUCCCGGAGUACGUGCUGAUGCUAUGUGGGGUAGUUGAGAUGGGCGGUAUAGUGAGUGGUGUCAACCCCCUGUACACUGAAGAUGAGCUGCUGCAUCAAAUGGAGACUGUUGAUGCAAGGCUUAUCGUAACCGUGCCACCAUUUGCCGAGAAAUGUCUUAACACCAUGAAACGAUUCCCCAGAGUUCAGGAUGUUUAUGUGUUUGGGGAAGCAGAAGGCUGCAAACCCUUCAAGUCUCUCCUGGCUGAUGAUGGUAGCGCUUGCCCUCAUGUGAAAGUCUCUCUAGAGGACACCUUCGCCUUGCCUUUCUCCAGUGGAACCACAGGCUUGCCGAAGGGGGUCAUUCUCACCAACAAAACUAUCGUCUCCAAUCUACGCCAGCUUGAAAGUCAUCCUGAUCUAACGGAUACACGUCCAGGGGACACCGUUCUUGCCUUGCUGCCAUACUUCCACUGCUACGGUUUGGUAGUCAUCAUGCUUCAUGGGCUACGUAAAGGGGCCAGACAGGUCACCAUGUCACGAUUUGAGCCGGAAGUCUUCCUAAAAACCAUCCAAGAUUAUAAGGUCAAUCAUCUGUACCUCGUUCCUCCCAUCAUGCUGUUCCUGGCCAAACACCCAGUGGUUGACAAGUUUGACCUUUCAUCCGUCAGUCUGAUCAUAUCCGGGGCCGCUCCUCUAGGGGGCGAACUAACAGCCAGUCUGAAAACAAGACUAGGGAUCAAAGUCAUCAAACAAGGUUAUGGUUUGACAGAAUCUGGACCUGUUUUGACCCUCUCCCCGUCCUCUACGGACGUUCCGUCUAGCGUUGGAAAGCUCCUACCAAACACAGAGGCAAAGGUUGUGGAUACCGUGUCAGGAGAAUUGCUUGGAGAGGGUCAGGAUGGUGAGCUCUUGUUCAGAGGACCUCAGAUCAUGCCAGGUUACCUCAACAAUCCUGAGGCAACAGCAAGGACCCUCGACGCAGACGGAUUCCUGCAUACAGGGGACAUAGGCCACUAUGACCAAGACGGUCUCUUCUAUAUCGUGGAUAGGCUCAAAGAACUUAUCAAGUACAAAGGUUAUCAGGUUGCUCCUGCUGAGCUGGAGACUCUUCUCCUCACCCAUCCCUCCAUCAUGGAUGCUGCUGUGAUCGGAGUUCCAAACGAGGAGGCGGGGGAGCUGCCUAAAGCUUUCAUUGUGCCAAAGAACCAAGAACUGACAGCGGAUCAGGUAGCAGAGUUUGUGGCAGACAAUGCAGCCCCCUACAAGAAACUAAGGGGUGGAGUGGAGUUUGUGAAGUCCAUCCCUAAGUCAGCUUCGGGGAAGAUUUUGAGAAGAGUCCUCCGAGAAAAAGAGGCCAAUCCUGAGCAGGCCUAAGGUACCCUGAUAUAGCAACAGAAACCAACAUGCAAUAGUAUAGCCAUAUUCUCCAUUGUGCCAUAUGUAAGAAUAUUCAAAACAAAUUUUACCAUAUAUGGUGACCCAACAUUUUCUGCAGUUUUAGAAAAAUAUUCAGGAUACAACUCGUAGAUUGUGAUCAAAUUUAAGUUUAUAGAAUUAAAGUCUAGAUAUAUAGAAAUAAGUUAGACAUUUUACUUAUGUUAGAAACUUACUGUAGAGCACAAUAAUCUUGUGGAUAGUGGUAUCUGUUUUAUCUGGUGUUUGUGUAUACAUUAUACUGUACAUGUUCUAAGCAUUGGUUUGUAACCAAAUAUUUUAUUAUGCAAGGAAAGUAAAGUAGAGAUUUAGAUAGAGUGUGACAAAAGUUCACUGUGACAUUAAUCUACUGUGUGUGCCAAUAGUUGACCAAAGCGGAUGAAGAGUUAACGACUAAGCACCUUAGUCACAAUGCCAAACUGACUCCAUACUUCCUCUACACCCAAUGACUCUUGUUUCAAUUCAAUUCGUCUAUUUUAAUUCCAGCAAAUACAUUAAAAAUACAUGAAAUACAUACAGACAUAUACAAGUUUUAAACUAUAUAAAUAUAUAUACAGUAUAAUACAGUACAAAUCUUGUUUUAACUGUUUUAUAGGAAUUAUGAUGGCCAUACAUAAACAAAUGUGGGUUUUGUUGAGACGGCCAACUUAACAAAGUAUAAAUGAAAUCUAUUGCAAGACAUGUUCGACAUAAUUUGAGAUAAUUAUUCUCUUUGUUUAUUGGAAGUAUUGUAAUUGUUUGCUUGGUCUACGAUUGGUGUCAUUGCCGCCUAAGACUGAGAUAUGUAAUAUGCAAGUCAAGUAUAUCUACAUGUACAUGCAGAUCUGUGUUGACAUGCAAUGCCCAUUGCACACGAGGCGUCCAUUGCCAGACGUGGCACUGCAACUGAUGCGCCAUGUGACGGUGACAUCACACCAACAAAAUGAUCAAGUGUACAAUCUCUUAUUGCUGUUAGUAUACAUGUACUACAUAUAUGUCAAAUAUACUCAAAGAAGAAUUAUUUCUUCAAGUAAAACUUACAUUAUUAUCGACCAAAUUUCCUAUGGCUGACAUUAUUAUGAAUAGAGGGUGUUUAAAAUAUUCUACAUACCGGUAUAUGUAAUGUAUGUUUCUUGUUUAUUCCAAAACUAUUCCAUUUUUUUAUUAUUUAACAGAGACUUUUAAAAGUUUUUUAUAUAUAAAUAAAUAAGUGUAAGUGUUGUGCUAUAAAUGGCUGAUAAUUUUAUUCCAAAAUGAGAGGCUUUUUCAACUUUUAUACAAUUUCUACAUGUGUAUACGUGUCCAUGUAGUUUUGAAUAUCUAUUAAGAAUUCUAUGUGUCUUGUUUGUCAUACUAUAUAAACAUGUCUUUCUAUAAUCACAUUCAUGAAUAUUGCCUUGAAUAUUUGUAAUCAUGUGAGGCACAAACUUUUGUAAUAAAAUAUGAUACUAUGAUAAA